Molecule: messenger RNA, 20448 nt
Organism: Xyrichtys novacula (pearly razorfish)
Lineage: Eukaryota; Metazoa; Chordata; Actinopteri; Labriformes; Labridae
Source: the annotation of a GenBank genome assembly
GCCUCCACGCUGCCUCCGCCUCCGCCGGUCGCAUCAUCAUCAUCAUCACCACCAUCAUCAUCACCAUCUUCUCCUACAGAGCAGCGCGAAGCAGCAGCAGCCUCUCCCCCUUCUGACUCCAGAGCUACUCGGAACCGUAGGAGGGAAUAUUUUAUCGAUGCUGUGCACCUUAUGUGACUAUUUCCAACAAGUGCUUGAGAUAAUAACCAAAAUAUGGGAGCCUUCGGAGUGAUACUACGGAUUUUACAGUACGCGGGACUUUACGUUCAACUUAACGCAGCGCUUAUUGUCGGACAGGGAGAGGUGGAUAACCACAUCUCUGGAAAUGGUGAGUGAUUUGAUCCCUGUGUUUGAUCCAUGGCUCUAAAUAUCUCAAUGUAUAUAUUAUUACCACUUCUAUUUAAGGAGUGACUGGGUGUGGUUCGGUAAACAUUUAUUCUUUGUGACCAGGUAAUAAUUUCUAUUUGAAGAGUCUGUUGAAGUUAUUUUUUCUUCAUUCCUCUUCUAAAAAUGUGCUCACUGUCUCCACUCCUGAAGUCACUCGUGUAUAGCCAAAACACACAAUGUUUGGGAGGAUUAGUUUAAGUUGACUCUUAAACAUUACACUUAAGAGAAGUGGUUGAACAGCAUGAAAAACUUUAGAUAAACCGCAUGCUACUUCACAUGUGAGAGAAUUAUUCCCUGCCUAUUGUCCCUGCAGUAAGAUUGUUUUAUGUAGAAAAACAAGUCCUUAGCUUUAUGUAAGUUGAUUCUGGAGUAAACACUGUCUGUGAUUUAAUACAGUAAUAACAGGCUCUCAUGGACAUAGUGGGUGAGUGUUAGACUGGCCCACUAACUAUAAAAUAAUAAUUGUGAUCAUAAUAAAUUGUAGAGUUUUUCCUGCUUUAAAGGAUUAUGACGUUAUAGUGGCUACAUGAUAAAGAUAAUAAAUGCUUUUGUUUUACCUGUAUAAUUUAAGGAUGCUAUAUCCAAUAUCAUAAAGACAAGUAGCCAAUGCCAACAAAUUUACAGGUCUCCUUCUUUUUCUUGUAUAAUGCUAAAUGAAAGAAAUUUUUUCAGCUUUGCAGACCAUAUGAUUUAGGUCGGUUGAAUUUAUCAGAACAAACCUGCAGCCCAGCUUUGAUCAUGAAAUGGAAAUUCAUUAGAAACUCCCAAUGUGAACUGUAAAAGCAAAAGUGUGGCCAAGAGUCUGUGCCACCAGUGGUACAAAUGAGAGGGAAAAGAUGUGUUCCACAGUGUGCCUUUUAUCAGUGGAUGAAGGUCCGGGAUGUCCUGUUAGCACAUUGAAGCAUCUUUUAAACAGUAUUUUAAAGUGACAGCAGGAUGCCUCGACUGUAAACAAACUGUUUCACAUUAUUUCACAGGUUUAUUCAAGCUAUGGUCUGUGAUCUGAAAACCAGUUUGGCUGUUGAGACAGAUUUGAAAAAUGCAGCCUCCCCCCCUUCACUCACCCCUCCCCUCCGUGUUCCAAGAUCCCGCCCUCCCCAGCUCAUGUCGCCUCCUAACAACACGCCCCCUCCGAUAGAGCAAGAAGCCAGCCGGCAGAAAAUAUCAGCAGUGGUACACAGUGGUAGCCAUUUCAAUUGGACCAGCACAAUCGAAACCAUAUAUUAGCGGGGCAAAGCGGGUCUGGCGUCGCCACUGCUAGCCGGUCAGAGCAGAGCCGAUUGUGGGCGAGGAUUUACCUUUCUCGGCGUGUCUUCACCAGCUCAGUUUAGAAUGCUAAAGAUGCAUGGCUAACUUAUGCUAAAAUCUAUUGACAGACCCUACCCGACCAACAACGUUCAGUCAUUAGCCAGUAUAGGUACAGACUAGCCAGAGUUAUUCAGCAGACAUCGCCCACUGUAGUAAACAAAGUAAUUACAUCUUCAACAGAAAUUCGUCUGUCUCAGCGUCAGUUUUCAGUCCCCAAUCCCUCUGCAGCUUUUUCCACCAGUCGUACGUUUCUCCAAUGUAGACUCUCCGUUGGCACCUGUACCGCUCAUAUUUCUUCCUUACUUCAGCCUUUUCCUCAAAACUUUUACGUUUCUUUCCCUUUUAUGUGGAGGGUAACAGGAACGGCCUCCUAGUUUCGGUGUUUGUCUUCUCCGGCUCCAUUACGCUUCAGCAGCUGUGCAGCUCGCUGAUCACAUGUACGUGAGGGGGGUAGUGGGGAGGAGGCGGGACCAUGGGCGGGACGGUGCGGAGCAGGGGAGACAGGGGAUUGGAUGGACUCACGGACGACUUAGUCGAUACUUAUGCCUUUUUGCAGCAGAUAUACUGAAUGGAUUUUUUUUGUUCUUUUUUAUCUUUAUAUUGCGUAGAUCGGACCAUAGGACCAUAAUGGCCUUAUGAACGGUGUUAUUAAUAAGUACCAAGCUUCCAAAUGGUAGACCAUAGCUUUAAAUGCUGAUCUAUCUGGUCGAAUUAGCUUGCGGGUUUAGACAGAUAUGAACUGGUAGAAUUGCACCAAAUUAAGUCUCAAAGCACCAAAGAAACUUGCAGGUUUUCAAGUCUUCCCUUGAACCACCCACACAGUUAAUGUUAAUGUCAUGUUGGAUGUUAAAGGAAUAUUCGAGCUUAGGUUUAAGUCAUGGUCAAACACAAUGUAACACUGAGUUAGACUCUGCCACGAGAGAUAAAUUUUGCUGACCGCUUGCUUCUCUAGUUACACCAACUUCAGCAACGACCUCGCAACAGCAAUACACAGCGGUCUAUGGAUCCUCACGCAAACUGCAAACAAAAAGCCACUCAUAUUCACAAACAACAGCACCUAACUUCAUCAACAGUACAUAUAGGGUCCCAGCACGUAGUACCAGCCAUCAAACAUCUUUUUAGCUUUGCCUGAUUUCUUUGGCAAACAGACCAAACACAACUCACCCACUCUCCUCCAGCAGCCGGUUGUUUGAUGGGGAGCCCUGACGAGUCGAUCGCAGAGUGCAGUGGAGUUCUGCAGCUCAAGGAAGAAAAUGUAUGAUUAUUACUUACUGGAAAUGCAACAAGAUUUCUUGUAUAUCUUGUAUGUGCACUUCAGACAUGGUAGUUCUUGUGCCUUAGCGUCUCUGUCUGAUGACUUAAACUUACACGAGAAUAUCCCUUCACUAGAAGUUAGUGUUGUUCUCUCGCCUCAUGUCUUUUGAGCAUGUUUUCAGUCUAACAAUGAUAGCCUUCUUCAUGCUGCAUGAAUUCAGUACUUAAAACAUCUUUAUUACUGCUUCCUCAGAACAUUCAUUUAAAUGAGAAGUGCUUUAUUUUGCAAUAAAAUCUUUUCUUUUACCAGUGUCAGCCCUUUUGGACAUAAAUGACAUCUUUAACUGCUUACAAUCGUACCUUUCUGCAGCAGCUCCGCACAUAGAUUUUCUGUUAUCUAAUUAAAGUGUGUGAUAACCACUUCAUCACUGUGUCUCACCAGUCGUCCCAAGAGUUCUUUCUGCUUAGCGAGUUAGUUUUGGCUCAAUCAGUGUAAAUGAAUGCAGCGUGUGUGUAUGCAGCGGUUUCAAACAGAUUGACUGUCUUGGGCAGGUUGGAAAAUCAAUUAGUACCAUUCCUCCCAAAGGGACUUCAUUAGAAUUGGCUAUAAUCAUUGUGUCUCAGGCUGGCUGUAAAGAAGAAGAAAAGCCUCGGGGUGUUCAGUCCUAACAAGAAUGAAAACUGCCCUGGAAGAAGAACAGUGUGUUGUUUUCAAAUGUGGACCAGAAAAAAAACUAAAGACAUCUAUUCUCACUUUUUGUGCUCUUGUGGUUAAGUAAUUCUGCGGAUCCCCACCCGUUCCAUCAAGCUCUCUGAUAAAUGGCCCGUGCAGAGGGGAGCUAAGCCGUCAUGUAGAGCAGAGAGGCCAGAUGCACUGUUGUGGAGAGUGUUUGUUAGACUUAGCCCUGAAUCAUUUGUCGCAGAUAAGUGCAUCUGAUCGGUGUCUCAGCCAGCCCCUGCACCCCUGAUUCCACUUCAGCUGGAGUACAGAUUGAGUUGUAUUGGACACAUGUAGUUCUGUGAAAUGAAAAACAACCAGGUUACUCUUGCUUGUAGUUUCCCUUUAUUUUAGGACUGGUGUUGUUUCUACAUGUGUGUCCUUGUCAGUUUUUGUUAUUCCAGACAACAAAGUGAGGAUGCCACACAUGGUUCCAGGAUCAGUUCUAGCCUCCACAUUUUAUAUGGAGGACGUCAAGAUGUUAGAGCUCUCUUUGGCAGCAUUCACCUGUUAUCCAUGGCGAGUGUAGUGCCCUCACAGCAAGGGGGCAUGUACCCAUUCAUUAUUUCUCCAUUGUGUCUGAGAUCGUCUGCCAGGCCUCUGCUUGGUGUCCUCUUAAUGAGGAUGGCCAGCCCUAACAGUUUGCAUUGGCUUUCAAUUUAAUGGAGCUCUGACUGUGUUAGUGGACGUGUGUGUGUGUGAGAGAGAGGGAGAAAACAGAUUAUACAGUCAUGCUGUCACCACGGUGCAGGGUCUUGGUGAAGCCUCAGUAGGAAAGAGGAGGGGAGAGAAAGGUUGGCUCAACAGUGCUCAUCUGGAGACUGAUGACGAAAUUGGGGAUUUCAUUUUAACCUGUUUCAACCUGAAGGGACAGCUUACUGUUCCAAUGAGUCACAAAUCUCAAAUGGAAAGACAUGACACUUGUCAUGACCUUUGUGGGCCAUUUUGCAUGUAUUUGAUAGGACUGCUGAAGAGAGACAGGAAAUGUAGGGAGAAGGGAGCUGGGAUUGACAUUCAGCAAAGUGCUGACAUCAGAAUUUAACCCACUUUACCGUAAUCUGAAGUUAGACACCCCCUCGAGAGAUGAAUGUUGCCAACCGCUUGCUUCUCUAGUCAUACCAACUUUAGUAACGACCACACAAUAGCAAUACACAGCUUUUAGAACUAGCCACCAAACAUCUUCUUAACUCUGCCUAAUGUUUUUAGCAAAUAGACCAAACACAACUCACCUAAUUUCUUCCAGCAGCUGCUUGUUUGUAGCGAGACCUCGGACCAGUCCAUUAUGGAUUUCUGCGGGGUGACGCAGCUCAUGGAUGAACAUUUAUGAUAAUUUCUUCAUGGAAAUGCAAUCAGAACAAGACGCUACCGCGUCUGCAGUGCAAAAUGAUUAAUAUGAUGAAUAUUUCUUCAUAGAAAUGGCAAAGAAAUUAUCAUGAAUGUUCUUCCUUGAGCUGCGUCACCCCGCUGCAGUCGCUGAUGGACUUGUCCAAGCUCUCCCUACAAACAAGCGGCUGCUGGAAGAGAGUAGGUGAGUUGUGUUUAGUCUCUUUGCAAAAGAAAUUAGGCAAAAUUAAAAAGAUGUUUGGUGGCUAGUACUAUGGCUAGGACCCUAUAUGUACUGUUGAUGAAGUUAGGUGCUGUUCUGAAUAUUAUUUGUGGCUAUAGAGUGGCGUUCUGGUUGAAGUUUGUUUAUGACUCCUCAGACCGCUGUGUAUUGCUAUCAUGCGGUCGUUAUUUAAGUUGGUAUAACUACAAAAGCAAGCGAUCGGCAACAUUCAUUUCUCGAGGGGGUGUUAAACUCGGUGUUAUGGUGUGUUUGACCUCUAAAUUAAAAUUACGUUGCAAUGUCCCUUUAGCAUAAGGCAAAAAUAAAAGUACAUUAUUUAUCAUUUGUAUUUUUUGUCCUGGUAGCCUUCAUUGACAGGUACAUCAUGGUCAAUAAGGACAAGCUACACCUGCACCACACCCACUGGCUGAUUCAGAGAAUAGUUUUAUCAUCAGGCAGAAGUCCUUAUCGGUUGAAAAAACUAAUACGGUUUAAUGGUCAAACGGGAAAGAAAACGUUGGAAGUGUGGGAGUAUUGCUUAAACUGUAAUGUUUUAAAAAGCACUUCUUAAGAGUACAAAAAAGGUAAAAUUUUAAAUCAAAUUGUUUUAUUUAAUUGUAAAAAAAUUUUAACUUAAUCUAGCUUCAGGUUUAUUUCUUGGCCAUGCUGCAGAUUGGAUAUGUGUAUCAGCUCAGUCACUAAUGUAUUCAUCUGUCCCAGCUCACAAAACCAAACACACUGUCACUUAAAGGUUCUCAAGGGCAGCGUACAGUAACAGUACAUAAUGUCGUCUUUCAUCCUGGAGGAGUCCAGAUGGAGUACACCUUGCUUUCUUGAAAAUUGCUUGGAGACUCUGGUUGUGUUGUCAACAACACGUGCUACUUUGUGUUGCCUCACACUGAGAGGAAUCACAGAAAUAGCCUUGGAGUCUUUGGUCCCGGGGGGUGAUGAAAAAUUCACUCUGCAGGCCCUGAGUAUCGCUGGUAACAGGCGGACAGCUGCUGGCUUGAUUACCAGCUCUGUUCUUAUUUCAUUAUUCUACCUUCCACCUUGAAUGAAGGCUGAAGGUCUCCCAGCAAGCAGAUAUUUCCCCGAGGAAAAUCCUGUCUGUUUGCCCCAACACUGAUUCUGUACCACAUACAGCAUCAUUUACCUUUUUGACACACUUCCAGACUAAUUAUUUCAGCUAUCAGUAAAGUGUGUUUGUGUGCGCCAUCUGGCUAUAGGUUGUUGCUUUAGCGGUAGUUUUGCCAUUGAUUCGUCAUAGCACAAUUAGGAGGAUGGAGUGUUUUUCACUUUUUUUUGACAUUUCACUCGUCUAUCACAGCAGCUAUUUUAGCUAAACAGAUUUGAAAUUAAUAACACAGACUUAAGGUAUUUUGCUAUGAACCCACUUCCAUUAGUUUUGCUCAAAUGAUGCAAGUUCAAAAACACAUGAAUGAAAAAAGGCCAAAACAAACACAACAGCUGGAAUGCUUUACAAAUAAAAAACAUAACUACAAAAAGCUUGAGUAACAGCAAGUGCUGCAAAUGUACAGUCAAUGCAAAGCAAAAGUAUUCUUCUUAUAGACAGAAGGAUUUGCUCAAGAAACUGCUGUCAAGUUAAGCCUAGGUCAGCCCUUGAUCUCAGUUAGCCAUACAGCUAACCGCUAUACAGUGAUAUGCUUUAAGUAUGACGUUAUGAUGGUGUUUACUUAGCUGACAACCUCAUAUUUACAUUCUGGAUACAAUGUCCUGCAUCACAAAGUGACCUAGUUUAACAACAGGGAGAAAUGCUUAGGUUAUUGCAAGUCUUCAAGUUAGUUGAAUAAAGCAGGGAGCACUGUAACUGUCUCCACACACCAAGCGCGAGUAAAAUCAUUUGCACGAAUGAAUUACAUGUUGAGUCAUUGCGUAGAUGGAAGUAGACACUCCUAAGACUCUGGCGGCGCGAGUUGGGCCAGUCUCAACUUGACCGGAUAUACCACUCAGCACAAAGGUUGCUGGGUGACACAUGAAAUCAGAAGGUUGUUCACUGGUAUCUAAAAUGGAAAAACUGAUUGAGUCGGUGUGUGGAUGCCCUGAAUUAUAGGAUACCUUUUUUUUCAAUUACCGAAACUGGAAUAAGAAGGAGCUCUCCUGGAGGCAAGUGAGUGAGGAGGUCGGAUUACCUGCUACGUUGUAAAAAAGCUUUGUCUAUCACUUGAUACUGCCGGUUGAAUUGGCAGUAAUUACCGUUGAAAUUAAAGUAAAUAGUACUCAUUCAUGCAUCUAGAUUUGCGCAAAUUAAGUGAGAGGAUGAUUUUACAUGUGUUUGGUGUGAACGCCCCAUUAAAGUUGUUCAUUUGUGAAUUACUAGAAAUUGCAAAUUUUUCACUGACAUUCACUUCUGCAUGAUUUUUAAUCUUGGGUGGUUUUCCCUUUUCUUUGGUUUUGUAUUUGCUGCAUUUGGUCUGUUCUUGCUGGUAUUUUGGCUUUUUGCUCUAGUUUUUUUAUCCAUAUUAUUGCCCUAUAGUUUGUGUUUACACCUUUUGCAUGUGUUUUUGAAUUUGUAGCAUAUUUUUCUUCUGCUAACUGCAACAAAUGGUCUUUUAACCAGUGCAAACUCAAAGUUUUUAUUUGAAAUAUUUAAUUCUUACUUUUGUUGGGUAUCAGCAUGCAGAUUAAAGCUUUUAAGAUCAAGAUAAAUACCUGCAGCAGAUCUGUUUAUUACAGGAGCUUCUUGUUGUUUUAUCCACUCUUCCCCUCAGGGUUUCCCUUAUUAUUAAAGCCAUUUAUCAAGUUGGAAGAAUACCUUUUUUCCUUCAGGGAUUCUGUUUACAGACUAUUUACAUUCACCAAGAUGGAAGUAAUAGCUUUAAGCCUGAUUUUCUGUCUUUGUAUUUGCUGUGUCAGAUCCAAUGAAUCAUUACUUGUCUUUGGUGCCUUCAGGAUAUUACUUAAACGGAAGCAGUGGGUUAAUGACUGACUUUCAGGGCAGCACCAGAAGGUGAAACAUUCAAGUGAAAAAUGUUUCCACUUAACCAUGGAGAGGAUUUUCUGCAAUUAUUCAAACCACUUUGGCUUUGUUUGAAAUGCCUCUAUUUUUCUGUUCUCAUACUUAAUCUUACAUGACAAAGUAAUUCGACAACAUGAAUAAAUUUUAUCCAGACUAAUGCUGGUUUUUUUUUGUUUUCUCCAAGUAUCAAAGCACAAAAAGACCAACACCCAUUGUGUGUUACAAGAUAUAUUUUCUGCUCAAAUGGUUAUACGAAAGUUGUGCAUGAAAACAUGCGACAAACAAAAUUUUCCUCAAAACAUUUUUCCACAAGAUCUAGGUUGAAAUUGUGCCCCCACUGACCUGGACUUCUUCUAUUAUGAAGACUGGAUUUUAGUUUUGUCAGUUUGACCGGUUUGACUUUGCUGCAUUCACAAAUUUGCAACGUCUUUCUGUUAAAGCCUCCGAUCUGGCUGUUUGAUACAACAUUUUUCAUAUGCAGCUUUUUCUUCUGUUUUCAAAUUUACAUCAUUUCUGAGUCUGCAGUUAAUUUCUCCUUGUGAAAAAUUUGGGUUGGCUCAACUGGGGCACUGAUUUAUGCAGGGGUGGCAUACAGUAUAGAUGCACACAUGAACCAUAGACUCUUUAUAGACUCUUUCUGCCUCCAAUAAUCUUAUCUCCCCUGUGUACUUCAUGAAAGCAUCACACAUACACUAUGUUAUAAUCAAGCUCAUUUCUUUCAGGACUCAAAAUGAAAUUGUUUGUCUUAAGUCACAAAAUAAAGAACAAUAUACACAAGAAAUGCAAGAGAACUUUAGCACACACUCUGUCGAGAAUACAUUUUUGGGGAAAUGUUUACAUUGCCAAUAAAUGUAUUCUUGACAGACUGUGCCUGGUUUGAGUGGAAAAUUCACAGAGUACUGCUUAUGAAGAACAGUGUUUUUGGUAAAAAUGCUGUAAGACUCUGAAGAGGUCCAGAGGGAGAUGUAUUUAGAGCGGAACUGUUGUAGCUACUGAAAAAUACUGUCAUUUCAGCCUUUUUGUUGCAUGUCCGGAAAAUAGGGUGUUUGAAAAAAAACAAAAAAACAAAGUCUUAUUUCUGUUGCAGCUGGACAGAACAAACAGAAGCAUGCAGAGGUGGUAACAAGCUCACCCUGCAUGCUUCUCUCUUUCUCCUCACACACAAGAAAAAACACGGGUGUCACUGUUACUUCAUGUUCAUGCUAAUAAGGUUUCUGAAAUUUAUAAAAUCAUGUUCUUCUUGUUUUUUUACAUGUUCAUACAGCAUUUUUCUGAUGCUGCAGAACAUAUGAGAAAAGUAAGGGCGAAAUUGCAUUUCUGAGUAUUUCUGCAUUAAAAUCGCUGUGAAUCUCUGGCAGACCCAAACGGCGGGUUCAGACACAGUGAGAUUUCCUGCGUAGCAAAUCCAAGCUCCGCCCCCAGAGCCCCACUAUGCAGGCCAAACUCGGAGAAGUAGAGAGGACGAUUAUGGAACAAGUGUGUGCGUUAGCGGAUUGCAAUACUCGUAAGAAAGCUUAUUAUGAUUCUAGCUUUCAUCAUUCCCCCAAAGACAUUAGUGUCCGAGUGCUGAAUACCUCCUAUGUUACCUGCUACUUCUUCUACACUGGCAAUGUUAGGCUGCAAGCUAGCAUGAAGAGGAGUGUUCGGAGCAGGGCUGUCUCCGCACACGACUCAGAGGCGAAUUGCUGAUGAGCUCAGCUGGAGCUCUGCAGAAGGAAAGUCCAUGAAAAUAACACAAGGAAUGUGAUUUUGGCUAAAAACUUCAUAAUCACAAUUUAGAGACCACUGAUAAUACUUGAAGUAGUAAAAAAAAAACAAUCAGAGUGGGACUUUGAGCUCCUUUGACAGCGGGGAGCAGAGAGAGAGGAGGGAUUGAUUGACCCUGACAGGAUUAAACUGAACAAAAUACCUAAAAGAGGUCUGUGUUUGAAUGGAGUUGUCCAGGUGCAUUUGUUUAUAUACUUAUUCUUUCACUGUUUUGUUUUUUUUUUCAUUGUUUUUUUUAUCCUUUUUCAUUUUUAAUGAGAAUGCUGCUGCUUAUAAAUCCUUCUGGUCCCCUUUUUUUCUUCUUUGCUACAUAAGCGAUGAUAUAUCAUUUUAAAACGGCCUGUAUCAAAGUUAUAUCCUCGAACAACUGUCCCCUGCCUCUGCUAGAAGAAAGGCUCUGACAGUACAGCCUUCAUGAAAAUCUAUACCUAAGUAAACAAACCCUUACCAUGUCAGCUUUAUAGUUAUAAAUAAGAGCCGCUGUGCUCUGUGUUUAUCUGGAAGUACAUUUCCUCCUCACUUUUCUCCAAUUUUUCGAGUGCAGUCAGCUUUUGUUGAUUUAGCAUUCUACCAAGGUUAUGGGAUUGAUUUUUGGAGAAGCUGCUGGGUUUGAAGAAACAGUCAGAUGUCUGUUUUGCAGGCGUGUCAGGCUCCAGCAUUAGCACAGCACUCACAGGGAGGCAGUCUGUUUGUUAACAAGUCGUGUUUCACAAGCAGGUUAAGGAGAGCACCUGCAUAGCAAAGUGAGAGACAAUUGGACAACUGUGAGAUCAAUAGAGCCCAUAGGAAGAGGAGGAGGAAGAGAGGGAAAAGGAGUAAAGACAAGAGAGGCAGAAGGGUGUGAUGUUUGUUUGGGCAAAGCAUGAUUUGGUUGUAAUGAUUUGGGCUGUAGGGCUCCUGAAGUGUGUGAAGAAGACUUAAGUCUGUCUUUCUAUCUGUCUGUCACCUUCAACAACUCGCUCCCUUUCCAAACUGACUGUAUUAACUCGCUCUCUUCUUAUGCUCACUUUGUUCCUCUGCUUUACUAUCAUACACUCGCUCCUUCUGUUCUCCAUCCCACCAAUUAAUACUUUUUUUUUGGCAACUUCCAUCAGCUCCUGAACUUUGUUGCACAUCCCUCUGAGCUUCUGAUCAUUAUGGGCUGCAUGCAGUUAUGUGAAGGAAAGUAAGGUGUGCCAAAUAGGACAAAAAUAAUACAGCAUGACAAGAUUUGUUUCAUCUUGAUAGGGCUGUCACUGUUCCAAAUUUCCCCUUCAUGAUUAUGUGACCUUAACAUACUGUGAUAACAAUAAUUAUUGUGAUUUUAAGGGGAAAAAAAAUGCAUAAUAAAGCAACACAGCAGUCGACCAGUUGAAAGAGUGGUCAGAUGGUGUACAUUUUUAGUUGAUAAGUAACCCGAAGAACACUUUGAAUUGCCUUGUGUAUGAAUGGUGCUAUACAAAUAAACUUGCCUCGCUUGCCUUUUAUACAGUUUCACAAAACGAUAAGUGCAACUCCAUUGCUUCAAACUUCAUUUUUCGGCUACGACCACUCUGCUCUCACAAACUCUCCAUGGUGACGAUAGCGCACGCACAAUCCUUAAAGACAGCAAAGCACAGGGCACCACACACACUGCCAUACACACAGUAUCAAAGGAUGCUGCACACCUGCCAGUGCCAGCGGGCACAUCUUCUGGAGAUGUAUGGGGAGCCUCCCUGAGAGCUGGAAUGAUCUCUGUAUGCAGAGAGGCAUCAGAUGCAGACAGCAGGAGAAAUGAGAGGGAGUGAAUGAAAAGGCAGGGGAGCAGGUGAGAAAAGAGGGGAAAACAUUAGAUGAAACCUCUAAUAAGUAGAGAGUAAGAAUGGAGAGGGAAAGAAAAGAGUAAAAAUGUUGUUUUCAACAACAGGAGAAGGAGCUUAGUGAGGGGUGUUACUGAGCUGCAGUUUGAGAAAAGAGCUAAGAAAGGAUUUAACCAAAGGAGGAGAGAGAAGAGGAAAACAGAAAUAUCCUGUCUGUACAGAGUUUGAGUUCACACAUAAUGAUGUGAAACAGCUGAGAAGACUCCUGGCUUCCUUCAUCCUUUACCGUUUUACUCUAAUACUUUGUUGUUGUUAUUUUUGUUGGCUGUAAAAAAGGGCUGAUUUUAUUUUUCAAAGGCUCAUUUUUAGACAAUACAACAGAGAAACGUUUACAUCCAUACUUAAAAAAAUAAUGUCACCAAAUUUGGUCUUUGUUUGGUCGUACUAAAAUUUAAAAUUGGGAAAAAUGGUAACAUACCAGCAUUCAAAAAUGUUCUGAUCUUGAUUCCUGUGCUCAUUAUAGCUGUGCAUUUUUGUUUGUGUGUUUGUUUGUUUUUUACUUGGAUGAAUUGACCACUUUUAUUGGCCAAAUUUAUUAGCUUUGAGCUGGUAGCUAUGUAAUAGAGUCAUAGCUGGAACUGUAGGUAAAUACUGCAAAUACCAGAGGACUGAUAUCUUAAAAUAGGCUGCAUGGGGACUUUCCUGUCACAAGCAUGAUUAAGUGUAAAGAACUUUGUGUUAAAAAUGCUUCUUAAUCCCAAUUUCUCGUGGGAGUGACUAGAACUAGUCUGAAGCCUCCACAAGGUGAAGAAGUAAUAGUUUAAAAUUUCCCUGAAAUAAUACUGAUUAAAGUUAUUAGCUCGUAAAGUAUCCUCGUAAAAGUUGAUGGAUUUGUGGAAGACAUAAGAAAAAACUUGUACCGUAGCAAUUUGAAAGUUUGUCCAGCAGAGGGCACUGACAGGUUCAUCUGUUGACUCUAAAAAUCAAGGGCAUGUGUCAGGUUCAAGAUAUGUCAUGGCAACACAUCCAAGAAAGCCGUAUUUAUAUAGUUAAUGUUACUUAACUUGUGUUUUCAAGAAUGCAAUUUCUCCAUAUGAUAUCAAGAUUUUGAUAAUUUUAGCAUUAAAAUUUUAUAUUUUAUUUAUUGUUUUUUUUUUUUUUUUUUACUUUUGGUCUUUUGUGUUAAUUUCUUUAUUUAUCAAAACUCUUGAAUUAUAAAGAUUUCUUCAUCCUUAUUUCAACAUCCAGGAAAAUUCAAAGCUUAGCAGACUGGCUGAUUGAGGUCAUACAGAGCAAAAAAUCAACACAUUAUUUAUUCAAUUAACUAACUUUAUAUUUCAACAUUUUUUUAUAAUUAAAAAAAAUUGUAAGCAUUUUGUCAUGCUAACCCAUCCCUCCUUUUUGUGCUUUUUCCUGUGCAUUAGAAAAACACCUUCCAGUCUGUUUGCAGCGACAGAUGCUACCACCUGUGCUCAGUCUCAAAAAGCUUAAAUAACAAAAGAAAUAGUUUUUUUUUCCUCCUUUAAACACUCUUUAGAAAGUACAGCGACACUAACAACUACGUAGAAAAUCUAUUUUGUCCAAAAAGAAAGCGUCCUCUUUAAUCACUGCAUAUAGAUUUAUUUACUCUGUAUAUAAAAUAAACCAUACCAUUCAAGGAAGAACUGGUCUCUAAAAGCUGAACAAAGCUGCCAUGAGCUCAUUGUUGCCUUUGUGUUUUAAGGUGGAAGGUUUGGUUAAGUGUAUCCUUGUUCCUCUCAGUCUGAGGAGAAUAAGUAUAGUAGAUAAAGAUGAGUUGAAGUGAAAGAGUUCUUUUCAAGUGGCUUGAAUGUUUUUGGUUUUUUUUCUAUCUAGUGCUGUUUGAUCACACAGGACCCCCAUGUUGCCACGACAAAGUGCAUGUUUAACAGCUUCACACCUUAUAAAAAGUGGUAAACCUUUUCCAAGUUUUAGAUUUAAAUAUAGAGAUGGUUUGUCAGGGGUUCGUGUGCAAGAGGGCUUGUUUUUCUAUCAGAAGUAGAGUGUAACAAUGUUCAAGUAUCGAGUAUAUGAGAAUGGAUGACUCAGUCAGCUGUCAGGGAUGCACAAUAAAUGUUUUUGGUAACUCUUCUUCUCCUCAAGUGACUUUGGUCUAUGUUAAAAGCUGCAGGUCUCCACAGAGCUCACAGCUCUAUUUCAUCUCUUAUCACUGUGUGGGAAUGUGUGGCUUUAGUCACUCUGCUUUACAGCUCAGCUUUCCACAUUUUCUAUCAUUUUUCUAUUUACCUUCUCAUCAGUUUCUUCUCAACACACUUACCUCAGGUCACCUCUACCCUUCUCUUCUUGCCUCUGUUUUCUUGUUUUUUUUCUCUUCCUCAACCCUCUUGGCCUCCCGUAUGGCUUCAUUGCUACAGUGUGUCUGCUCCUGACAAAUGGGGCCGCUGUCUGGUUGUAAGUAGUGGAGCAACAAGGACAUACUUCUUGUGGGUCUAUUCAGUCAAAUGACACCAAAGCUCUCAGUUGUACUUUUGUUUUUCAGGGUUUUUUUUUCUAUUUAUUCCAUAACUUAAUUGGCUUUACUGCUAAAACCAUGUGACCCUGUGAGAUUUCAUGUAGAGUUUCUAACAUGAUUUCACUCUUCAUAUUUAAAAGUUGAUGACACUAAGAGAAAUGUUUAAUUUAGUUGAAUGGUAUUUGUUAUAUCUUAAUUUGUGGGACGUCCAACGUGGGAAACAAACAAGGCUUCCUGGGCCUUUCUGUCUGUGAGCCUGGAGUUUGUUGCAUGAGCAGUAACUGCUAAACUGACUUGUGUCGUGCUGCUGUUUCUUUUUUUUUUUUAUGAGAAUCUUGAGUCAUAGUGGAACUCUUUCCCUGUUGGCAUUUUCUUUUUUGCCUUGUACAUUUUGUAAUUGUAAUUAACCUUUUAUUUUUUGCCGGAAAAUUUUAUUGCCAACAUCCUAGCUUUAUAGAUAUUCCCUCUACUUACUAAAAGAAGGCCCACAACAGCUAAAAAAAAAAAAAAAAAGCACUCCUUUAAUAUUUGAUAGUCAGUGAGAUUGUAAGGGAGGAUGUGAGAGAUGGGUAUGUGAUGUAAAGAGGCAGAAAAGGAGUAAGGAGUACCUUUCUUUAAUGCUCUUAGAUAUUAUGAAUUUAAUCAAUGCACAUCUCAUCAUUUUAUUUUUACUGCACUGUUUAUUAACCGUACUAUAAUUGAAAUGCCAAUACUGUAUGAUUAUUCCCUGCAUAACAUAUAAUGAGUUUGUACACAAUGAUGAGCUUCUUGUUUCAUGACCUUAUGAAGAAGUUUGAAUUGAUUAGAUGUAUAAGGUUUAACAGUACCAAAAUGCAGAGCAUCAAGGUCUCAUUUAAAGUAAUUUCUGUAUUUAAUGAAGUUUAGGUUGCCGUUUUCCAUCACAGUACACAGUGUUGUUUUCAUUUCCAACAGUAUUUAAAGAGUAGUAUGUAUAGUAUAUAAAGUAUAUAAAGUAUGUAUGUUUUUAGAUAAAAAUUUAGGCCAUCUGUUUUAAGUGUUUAGAUAAAAAUAGAUGUUAACUUUUGAAUCACUCCCUGUCAAUAUAAACAAUCUGAUAAAUAAAAUUCCUCUGACAAGCUUUUUCUUUUUUUGGCAGUCCCUGUGGACAAAGCAGUACCUCCUAUCGUUUUGCUGAUUUUGCCAUGCACUUUUACAUCGAAAUCUCACUUUACUUAAACCCAUCAGUCAAAUGUAUUACUCAUGGAUCAUCUUGACUGUGGAAAAUGUAAAAAAAAAAAAAAGUCUGCAUUUAUGACUAUCGCUGACGCCUACUCCCCUCCAGAGGUUUCAGACAUUUAUAACAACUUUGGACAAACAGCCGAAAUUUGUACAGAGUCUAGUUUACUUUUCUGGAUAACAAAGAGGUAUCAACAACUAUUUCAGUAUCAUAACCAGUUAAAAAGUCUUCAGAGGGGCUCUAAAAAGUAACAUAUUUAACACUGAAUAUGGGAGAAAUGUGAGGUUUCCAAAAUAAAAGUCCUCACUGUUUUAAUAUUACACGAAAAUACAUUAACUUUAGUCAUGCUGUUUUUUAUUGACUGUCUUUACUUAAUUUCAUUACUGAAGGUUGCAUUUUUAAAGAGAGGGAUAUCUUUUCUAUCUUUUCUAUCAUUUUAAUACUAAAGUGAUCAAUUAACUUUAACAGUGUGUUGAAGAAAGCUAAGUGUGUGCAUUUUGUAGAUAAAGACGCUUCCUGAUCAGUUCAUGUCGUCACUUUGUUACAGCAUGCUGAGUAAAAUAUCCUGUUGCAGCAUAUGAAGUUAUUGACUGUUACUAAAAGCCCAACCAGAGAAAAUGUUGUUCUCUGAUGGAGAUAAAGUGCAAAAAGACACUUCAGCGGCAUAUUAUAUACCUUAGAAACUCUGUUAUUUCUGUAUCUCUUUAAAAGAGGUCUGUAUCCAAAUGUCUGGCGAUGUUUAAAAGAGCAGAGAAUUGCAUUUUUUUAAUUACAGAUGAUGUAUCAUAUUCAAAAAUGAACACCAAGAAACCUUUGUGAUUGUUUCAAGGUUGGAGCAGUGGUCUGUUGAGUCAAUACUUCCCUCUGAAUUUCUCUCACUGUAUUCUUCUUGGCUACCUGAGCUUUGUUACAGGCUUCACACUCUCUUGUUGCCGGAGUGAUAAGAAAUCAUGGCCUACACCAGUGAAAUACCACUGAUAGCUUGAAAUGUUGAGAAAUGUUUUAAGCGCAUAGUUUCUUCUGAACUUUCAUGUUGUUCCUCCUUCUUUUCUCUCUUUUGCAGCCCUCUUUACAGAGGUGCCGUAUGACAUGAAGACUCAGAGUGGUGAGGAUGUAGAGAUGGCUUGUUCCUUUCGUGGGGAGGGCUCAUCCUCUUACUCCCUGGAGAUCCAGUGGUGGUACAUCAAGAACCACAGUGACCAGCAAAAGAAGAUGUCCCAGAUGACUAAUACUGUAAGCUGUGAAGGAAAACAAGAUUUUUCUUGUGAAUACAGUGAUUAUCUGCAGGUUUAGGAGGAUGUCAGCUAUGUCUAGCAGGAUAGCAAAUUAGAUAGCUUAUAAGAGGUCUUAAGAAAAUUUAUGAAAGCCAGACAGUUUUCAUUCGAGGUGUCCCGAUACAACUUUUCACUUCCGAUGCAAUACUGAUAUUUUAGCCUUCAGUAAUGGCCGAUACCUAUAUUGAGCACGUUUAGCACAAACGUGCAUGACAAGUUUUGCACUCAGCUGCUACGUCUUUUUCAGACUUAAACGAAAAAUACUGUCACACGGCUGACAUCACUCCUACUCCUCACUACUUUGUUAGUACCUUACACGCCCUGCGCAGCUUAAUCAGACCAAGCUCAUGAUUAGUUUUUUUUUCGCCGAAACAGACUUCUCCCCUUGUCUGCGUAUGCAUGCAGCUGAGAAAAUCGAAUUAUUGACAUGAACGUGUCCUCCUCCCCAAAACUUGGAGGCGAUAUGGGUCUUUUCAGUGGCGCUGUUUCCGGUUGACUCCAUACAACUGUUAACAACAACAGCAGGUCCGUGCCAGACGUCAAAAGUGGCUACAACUUCUGCUGGGCAUUUCCGAGCAAGAAGAUAGAGCAUCGUACAGCGUUAUUUUUGUCGUACAUGAUGUACACACUACUUUUUCUGCAGAUGAGGUGCACGCUACUCCUCCUCUCUGGUGUUUUUGUUCCGGGGUUUCAUGAGCGUGGCGCACGCGCACAUGCAUUGUCCAAUUAUACUACGACUACACUGGUUACAUGGUAGAGAAAAUCGAAUUCCAAUCACAUAAUCUGGGUGUCUUAAUCAGAGUUCUCUGAUUUUGAUUGGAGUCGGACAAAAGUGUUAAUAUGCACUUCAGUUGUCCGGUCUUAAUCAGAGUAAGACAAUACGUCGGUUUGUGUCAGUUUCAUGUAAACGUACUGACUAUUGUUGUAAUCACGUGGGCUCUGCAUGCUGGAUAGAGGUGCUGGAGCGGAGUCUGGAAUGGACUGCUUGUAUCAGAGAUUUUAGAUGCAGGCCGAUAUAAUCUGAUAUCCGUUUUUCUGCUGAUAUUGGACAAAUAUCAAUAAUAGAUUGGGACACCCCUGGUUUUAAUACUUUUUAAACACUAUUCUCAGUUAAAGUUUAUGCUCCAUUUGAUCAUCUUUAGCACAUUACCCCACUGUUGGAAAGCCCACUCACUCACUCACUCACUCACUCACUCACUGACCUCGCUCUUAUUAUCCACAAGAAGUCAAGUGAUUGCAUUAUCAACUUAAAGUUACUGAUAAAUGUAUACUAACUGGUCAAAAGUUAAAAAAACAGACAUGAAUGAAAAUGUUAGUGAAAUAAAGUCAGCUAAAAUAAAUGACAUAAUAAUUUGAUAAGAGUUAGCUAAAGUUAUCACAAAGGUUGAAAGGUUUUAGCGCUUAAUUAAGUGUUAAAUAGCUUUAAUUAUUGGAUAAACUGUAAAGAUAGACUAACAUGCUGUAUGUGUAAAUAAAGUUAAUCUCUGUAUAUGUUUGGGUCAGCAAAAACUAGUAAUAAUCUAUGUUAUUGUGAUGCUUGGUGUUUAUGUUGCAGCUACUUUCUCAUACAUGAAAUCUGCUUUUAUUUCACCCUGCAAACCUUUUAUUCACCCCCUCAAGGUUAAACCUUUAUCUGUUAUAUAGAAUUGAAAAGUCUAUUUCCAGAGUCGCUUUCAUUUCUUGACUGAAAUGCUGCAACUGAGCUCUCCUACAUAUCAGGUGGAGGGAAAUGCAAUAUUAGCCACAGCAGAGACCCUCUGGCACAGCAACGAAGGGAUAAUUGCUGAUUAGCAUUUGCUAGCAGUGGAGGAACAGGUUGACUUUCUCCUAUCAUGGGGAAACUCAGCUCCCCUGUUGUGCCUCUAGACACCAUAAUUGGCACUGGAAAAGAAAUAGAUUUUCAAAAUCUCUGUCUGCCGCAUGCAUAAUUCAUACCUAUGCCCAACAGAAUACCUCUGUGCCUAUGCAUGCACAUUCACUCACAGGCGAGGCUUCUCGGCGGCUAAGGGUUUUGAAUUGUGUGCUCAUACUCUCACACUUAAUCAUGCAUAUUAAAGCAUAUAUACACACAGGAAAUCAUGAAGUUCAAUCAUGAAAGACAGUGGAAAUCAUAAACCACAGUGAUCAUUUGAAGCUUUAUAAUUUUGUCAAGAUAUCAAAUGUCUUUAUUGAAUCCUUCUGCUGUUAUAAGUCAUUAAAAUGAGUUAUUUUUAGAAAAAGAUGUUUUUAGAAAACUGCAGCCUUGAUCAACCUCCUGUUGCUAAGAUGCUGUAUUUCUGUGCAGGUUGUACCCCUCGAGGAAACAUCCAAAGAUGCCACCAAAAUUAGUGUGAGUUUGAUCAUGCACCAGCUGUCAUUUGAAGACAUGAACAAAGAAAAUUGAGAUAUUUUCUGUUGUGGGAAAGAAAUACAAGUUUUGCUAGAAAUAACCAAUCGUGGAAAGAUGCUAUCUUAACUUUUAACAACAUAAAAAGAAUUGCAGCUAAUAAGGAUAUAGUCUACUGUACAGAUUUGAACAGUCAUACUAAAUUACUCCUUUACACCCAUCAGGUGGUAAAAGUUGCUGGCAGCAACAUCUCCCACAAGCUUCGUCUCUCCAAUGUCAAACCAUCAGAUGAGGGCACCUACGAGUGCCGUGUCAUUGAUUUCAGUGGAACCAGAGCACAGCACCACCAUGUCCGCGCUUACCUCCAGGUGGAGCCUGAAAGGAGACAGGGGGACCUUCAGCAAAACCCCCAGCACCAAGCAGAGAGCAGGAACCUGAAGAGGAGAUCAGCUGGCAGCACCACUGACUGUAAGGACAGCUGUGUGCUUUAAAGAGGACAGUCUGCCUGUUGGUCUGCAUGUUCAUGACCCGUCUCCAUGAGGGACGCACACACACACACACACACACACCCUAACACAGAGUCUAAGAGUUAGAUUUGAAAGAUCUCUUAGUUUGUCUACCUGUAACAUUGCUGUCUGGAUGCCAAAAAGGGAGAAAUUUAUAGACAGUUCAUCUGAUUGUGUUCUUUCUUUUUGUUGCUUUGUUGAAUGUCUCUGUGUGAUUGCCUUUGGUUAACAGUAAUACAAACUUUUGUUAUUUUGUACAAGCAGGACUCACACGGAAACACAGCUUCAGCACACUCUUUUUAUUUCUGUCUUUAAAAGAAGAGGAAGGUCGGUCUUAUUUUGGAUAGCGUAUAUAUAUAUACUGGGCAAAGUUAGAGGUAUUUGUACAGAGAAAGUCGACUGUUUCCUUUGCAAUGUGUCAGUCCUUACAAAUAUGCCAAAAGCUUCAGCAUUUAAAUGUAAAUGCUUUUUUAAGGGUAAAAAGAAUGAAUCAAGUUUUUUUUUCUCACAUAUAUGUAUGUAUAUAUAUAUAUACAGUAUUUACUUUUCAAAGUGCAUUGAUCUCCAUCCAGUCCAUGUUUAACAAUGUAUUUAACUUUAUAAGAAAAUAACUGGAAUGUCUGUCAAACAAAUAUGUAUGCCUUCAUCACAUCAAGUUGAAAUAUAUAUUCUUGUGUAAAUUCUACUUUCUUACAUGAAAUUGUACUGUUAUCAUUAAAGUAGAUUUUAUUCUGAGAUAUUUAACCAAGUUAUUUAAGAGACUGCGAUAGUAUUGGAAUCUUUUCAAAUGUUUGCCAAUUUUUCUCAACCACAAUAUAAAUUUAUGAUGACCUUAACUUUGUUGAGUUUGUCAUUUCAAACCCAUGAAAACUGUUUCUUUUAAAUAUCUGCUCUGUUGAAUACAUUUAUUGAAACAGA